Penicillium subrubescens is the source of this 4512-nucleotide messenger RNA. Its product is annotated as chromatin-remodeling ATPase CHD1. Gene Ontology annotation, molecular function: histone binding; chromatin binding; ATP hydrolysis activity. Gene Ontology annotation, cellular component: chromatin; nucleus. The record is from RefSeq and is a predicted model, not a curated record. Lineage: Eukaryota; Fungi; Ascomycota; Eurotiomycetes; Eurotiales; Aspergillaceae. Gene Ontology annotation, biological process: regulation of transcription by RNA polymerase II; nucleosome organization. The coding region runs from base 1 to 4512 and encodes 1503 amino acids. The transcript has 3 exons.
AUGGAGUCCUCCAGCAUGGUGAUCCCAUCGGGUCAAGGACCUCUUACUUCCUCAACAGUGCCAAAUGGCUACUCGCAUUCCACGGCGGAUGAAGACGCACCGGCCGAGUUCGAUAUCACCACCAAAAGCGAACCCAAUCCGUCCGAACUCCUCGAGUCGCAUCCCGUCUCCGAGUCAUCGUCCGAAGCCGAAGCCGCAGACGACUCAUACGAGGCCGAGUCACAAGCUUCAGAUGGAGAAGAUGAAGAUGUUGUGAUGGAAAACAGUGGUGAUGAGUUCGGCCAGUCUAGCCGUGAAAAUUCUUCAGCACAAGAACCAGACCGCGGCGUCAAGCGAAAAUCGUCGCCGCCAGAUGAGGUCGAGUUCAUGCGCCAAAACCCCGAUCUGUAUGGCCUCCGUCGCAGUGGUCGCGCGCGCCAAACCCGUCAUCUUGUCGACUCGUCUGAUUCCGAUUCCGAUGUAGUCGCGCCUCGCUCUAAGCGCCGCCGCAAGGAGCCGUCCCAACAACCCUCCAAGACCUCGCGGUCGGCCACAAAUUCGUCCUUCUCUGAAACUGAUAGUGACGAAUAUGGUGGAAAGGGCGCCCGCGCAAACAAGGCACGACGGCGUCGUCUAAAGCAGGCUACAGCCACAGAACCCUCUUUUGCUGAAGUCCGCUUCUCCACGCGAAACGCCUCGAAGGUGUCCAAUUACAAUGAAGAUGAAGAUGACGGGAUCUUUGAGGAAGAUGCAGAUGAAGUCAUGGAUAACUACUGGGCGCAGAGCUACGUGGAGGACACCCGCCCUGCAGUUGAUGUCGUUCUGAACCAUCGGCUAAAGGAAGGCGUGGAUCCUAAAAACCCAGAUGUCGAUCGCCAAGACUUCGAGUUCUACAUUAAGUGGCAGGACAAGUCUCACGUUCAUGCCACCUGGGAAUCAAACGAGUCCCUCGCCAACUAUCGCAGCACGCGUCGCGUGGACAACUAUGUCCGCAAGGUGCUCAAUGAGGAGCUUCGCCUGCUCCAUGACCCUGACGCACCUCCAGAGGACCGAGAGAAGUGGAACCUCGAUCGGGAACGAGACGUUGAGGCCAUUGAAGACUACAAACACGUUGAACGCGUCAUCGGUGUCCGAGAAGGCGAGGACGGCACGACCGAGUACCUCGUCAAGUGGAAACGGUUGUUCUAUGAUUCAUGCACCUGGGAGGCCGAAGAUCUGGUCAGUGAUAUUGCUCAGAGCGAGAUCGACCGUUACAUCGACCGCUCAGCUCGCGUGCCUGUUUCCGACAAGAACGAGUCGAACCCAGCUACGCGCCGGCCGUUUGAGCGCAUUCAAUCCUCGCCAGACUUCUUGCAGAAUGGUGAACUGAAGGAUUUCCAGAUUAAAGGUCUGAAUUUCUUGGCGUUCAACUGGGUCAAAGACCGCAACGUUGUGCUGGCAGAUGAGAUGGGACUUGGAAAAACGGUACAGACAGUCUCUUUUAUCAACUGGAUGCGCCAUGUUCGGCGACAGCAAGGCCCCUUCAUUGUCAUUGUGCCGCUGUCAACCAUGCCGGCAUGGGCUGACACCUUCGAUAACUGGACGCCGGACUUGAAUUAUGUUGUCUACAAUGGCAGCGAGAAGGCGCGCUCUGUACUACGCGAUUACGAGUUGAUGGUGGAUGGCAAUCCCAAGCGGCCAAAGUUCCAUGUCCUUCUCACUACAUACGAAUACGCCAUGAACGACUCUCCAUUCCUGGGUCAGUUCAAGUGGCAGUUCAUGGGUGUUGACGAAGCUCAUCGUCUCAAGAACCGUGACUCGCAGCUUUACGUCAAGCUCAACGAGUGGAAGUGUCAGGCACGUCUUCUUAUCACGGGUACUCCCAUUCAGAACAAUCUGGCCGAGCUGUCUGCUCUUAUGGAUUUCCUCAAUCCCGGCAUGGUCCAUGUGGAUGUUGACAUGGAUCUUAACUCGGAGCACGCGUCACAGAAGUUGGCUGAGCUAACCAACGCCAUUCAACCAUUCAUGCUGCGCCGUACCAAAUCCAAGGUCGAGUCAGAUCUUCCUCCAAAGACGGAGAAGAUCAUUCGUGUUGAACUUUCCGAUAUUCAGCUGGAAUACUACAAGAAUAUUCUGACGAAGAACUACGCUGCCUUGAAUGAUGGUGCCAAAGGCGUGAAACAAUCAUUGUUGAACAUCAUGAUGGAACUGAAGAAAGCGAGUAAUCACCCGUUCAUGUUCCCCAAUGCAGAGGCGAGAAUUCUGGAAGGUAGCACAAGGCGAGAGGACAUCCUUCGUGCCAUGAUCACCAGCAGUGGCAAGAUGAUGCUGUUGGAUCAACUACUCCGCAAGCUCAAGACUGACGGCCAUCGUGUCCUCAUUUUCUGCCAAAUGGUCGGUAUGCUCAAUAUUCUUAGUGAAUACAUGGAGUACCGUGGCUACAAGUAUCAACGGCUCGAUGGAACCAUUCCUUCUGCUGCUCGUCGCCUGGCCAUCGAACACUUCAAUGCCCCGGAGAGUACCGAUUUCGCUUUCCUCCUCUCCACGAGAGCCGGUGGUCUUGGAAUCAACUUGAUGACCGCUGACACCGUCGUUCUCUUCGAUUCCGAUUGGAACCCUCAAGCCGACUUGCAAGCCAUGGCGCGAGCUCACCGAAUUGGGCAAACCAGACCUGUCAGUGUCUACCGACUUGUAUCCAAGGAUACUAUUGAGGAAGAAGUCAUCGAGAGAGCUCGGAACAAGCUCAUGCUGGAAUUCAUCACAAUCCAGCGUGGUGUGACCGACAAGGAAGCAUCCGAGAUGCAGAACAAGAUGGCUCGCGUGGUCAACGAACCCAACUCCACCGAAGACAUAUCUCGCAUCCUCAAACGUCGUGGCCAGAGGAUGUUCGAGCAAACUGAUAACCAGAAGAAGCUUGAGCAGCUUGAUAUUGACUCCGUUCUUGCCAACGCUGAACUGCAUCACACUGAGCAGGAGGAGUCGAUCCAGGCGGACGGUGGUGAAGAAUUCUUGAAAGCCUUUGACUUUGUCGACAUCAAGGUCGAUGAUCUCACUUGGGAUGACAUUAUCCCGCAAGAGCAGCUUGACGAGAUCAAAGCGGAAGAGAAGCGCAAGGCUGAUGAGAAAUAUCUCGCGGAGGUCAUCGAGGAAAACCGUCCCCGAAAGCGCCACGCGCCCACUGAAUCAAAAGAGACUCGCGGGGAGCGCCAAGCCAAGCGCCAGGCGAGGGCACAAGUCGCCAUGGAAGAUGAUGAAGACGAUAGCAGCUCCCUUGAUCCAAAACGUCCACUCGAGGAGAAGGAAUACCGCUCUCUUUCGCGAGCCUUCCUGCGUUACGGUGAUUGGGCAGAUUGCGAAGAGCUUAUCGUCGAGGAUGCCCGACUGCAAAAUCGAGACCGGGACACGGUUUAUGCGGCUCUCCGUGAAAUCACAGGCAAGGCCGCCUCACUCGUUCAAGAGAAUCUGGCCCAAAUGGAAGCUAUCAAGCAAUCCGGCAAGAACUUGACGAAGAAAGAACAAAAGGCUGUCCUCUUUGACCAUCACGGCGUCAAGCGCCUCAAUGCCUGGACCAUUGUCGACCGACCGCCCGAUAUGCGACUCGUGCGCAAAAUCACAAGCGCUCUGCCCGAUUUCAAGACUUUCCGUCUUCCAGAAGCUACCAAGUUGGCUGACUACAGCUGUCCAUGGGGCGCUCGUGAGGAUGGCAUGCUUCUCGUCGGUAUUGCACGCCAUGGAUUUGGUGCUUGGACUCAGAUUCGCGAUGACGUCGAUCUGGGCCUUGGUGAUAAGUUCUUCCUGGAGGAACACCGAGUGGAGCGAAAGACUCAGCGUGCUCAAGGAGAAGGGAAGACCACCAAAUCCCCUGGGGCCGUUCAUCUUGUCCGCCGCGCCGAAUAUCUGCUCUCUGUCAUGAGGAACAAGCACAGCAAUGGCAGCAAUGUCAACGCGAAAAGGGCAGUUGAAAACCACCACCGGAACAACAAGCGGACAUCGCGCGUUGGCAGUGGUAGUGUUUCUGCGUCUCCCGCUCCCUCUGCUCGCAAGGGUCACCGUGAGGCUGACCGGUCACGACCCCGCUCCUACACCCGUGAUUCUGGUGACCGGCAUCAUACUCCAAGCCAUGACCGGCACAGGUCAGGGCAGGAUGGUGACCGUCCUCGGCACCGUCCCUCCGACGCUGCCGAUGACCUUCGUCGCCGCAAGAGCCACGAGAAUGGCAGCUCAAGCAAGGAGGACAUGGCCAAGGUGUUCUUCCGGCCUAUUGUGCCGAACCUCAAGCAGGUCUCCAUGAUUACCGCGAAGAACUAUCCCAACAAGCAUGAGCGAGCUCUUAAGCUCCGCAACACGAUUGUGAAGAUUGGGAAGUUCAUUCGCAACACGCUUGAGGGGGAAGAAUCCAUGCCGUCCCUUGAGAGACGUCUAUGGGACUAUGUUUCCGCCAACUAUUGGCCCAACAAGGAGGCCAGCGGAUCCAAACUCCAGCUGAUGUUCGACAAGGUCAUGGAAGCCACCAACAAGGCCGAGAGCGAGAAGAAGGCUUCCAACGGGUCAUGA